This is a messenger RNA of Phaethon lepturus (White-tailed tropicbird), 806 nucleotides long. RefSeq names its product RGP1 retrograde golgi transport homolog (S. cerevisiae) (gene RGP1). The annotation marks the transcript as partial. The transcript is spliced from 5 exons. The record is from RefSeq and is a predicted model, not a curated record. Gene Ontology annotation, cellular component: Ric1-Rgp1 guanyl-nucleotide exchange factor complex; Golgi membrane. Lineage: Eukaryota; Metazoa; Chordata; Aves; Phaethontiformes; Phaethontidae. Gene Ontology annotation, biological process: retrograde transport, endosome to Golgi.
AUUCGUAUUGUGAGACACUGCCCAUAGAUGGCCCUCCCUCUUUCCGGGGACAGUCAGUGAAGUAUGUGUACAAGUUGACCAUCAGCUGUCAGCAUGUUGACUCCUUCAUCAAACUCCUGUGCGUACCCUUCCGCGUCCUUGUGCUGCACGGGCUCAAGGAUUACCAGUUCCCACAGGAUGAGGCUGUUGUGCCCUCAAACCCCUUCCUGGAGGAGGGGGAAGGCUUGAAGAAAGACUCUUGUCUGGCAGACCUGGUGACAGAACUGCUCAUGGUGGCCACCUCCUGACACAGCCUGCAUAGGUAUUACAUCAGCAACACCUGUGGGAAGGUGGGGACGUUCUGCAUCUUUAAGACCAUGUAUAAGAUUGGAGAGGGUAUUAUCAGGACCUUUAACUUCUCAGAAGGAGACAUCCCGUGUCUGCAGGUCAGUGCUGCCUGCAAAGGAGAGGAGGAGUUCCAGUGCCGGCGGGGGAAAAUCAGCACACGUGUCCACCAUCAGGAGUCCUGCCUGCACACGGCUCAGAGCAGCUUCAGCCUGCCCAUCCUGCUCAGCUCUACCCCAGGAUUCACCACCAACAUUGUGUCCCUGAAGUGGAGGCUGCACUUCAAGUUUGUGAUCUCUGGGGAGUCGGUGGGGACUUGCCUGAUUUGUGGGAGCCAGUUGGGGGCCAUCACCUGGACUGGGGUGGAGCAGAUUGAAGUGAACACUUUCAGCUGUGACUUGCCCAUCAAAGUCUUUCCCACCAACCCCAUCCCGGCUUCCUAUAUAUCUCAGUUCUCCAGCACCAACUCCAUCACCAUCUGA